AUGGCUUCCACCUACCCCGACGGAAUCUUCGAUAAUCUAGGCAAAUUCUAUGCCUCAGUGGCCAUCGUAUGGAUGGUCGCCCUCCUCGUCGGCUCCGUCUUCCUCGUGCUUCAUCGCCAUGAGCAAUGCAUUCGCAUUCGGAACCUACCUCUCGCCCUGAGCGCGGUAUCAUGUCUUCAUAUCUACUGGAUUCUUUGCAUGUUGGCAUACACCAUGGCCGGUGCAUACCCCUGCGGUGUGGAAUACUGGAUCAUGAGCAUCUAUCUGCCAUUGGGAAUCGCUCUAUUCCAAGCCAACAGCAUGCAGCUCCUAAGCGUCUCCGGCAUUCAAGAGAAGAUGCUCCAUACCGCACACCACCCGCAGAGAGCCAGUUAUAGUACCGGUUCAAAAGGCCCCAAUGAAUACUUGCGUCAGUGGAAGCAAAUGAACUUGGUCCACCGAACGGAAGUGGCCAUUGCCGUGGGAAUGGCAGUCCAACUGUGUCUGUCGCUCUCUAUUUACCUCGCCUCUCGGAAGUUCCAUGGUUUUGGCAGCUUCUCCGAACAUGGCAGCCUGGCGGAGUGUCGGCGAGGCCCUGAAUGGUAA
Aspergillus oryzae RIB40 is the source of this 585-nucleotide messenger RNA. RefSeq lists its product as uncharacterized. Bases 1 to 585 code for a protein of 194 amino acids. The record is from RefSeq and is a predicted model, not a curated record. The transcript is spliced from 2 exons. Lineage: Eukaryota; Fungi; Ascomycota; Eurotiomycetes; Eurotiales; Aspergillaceae.